CAUAUCCCAUGAGGCACUGCAACUGCAUUUUUUGGCGAAAAUCUCUCCUUUCAAGUGUAUUGGUGAAAACUAACAAAUUUCCGUAGAAUAAUUUUUUUGACCAGUUCUCCUAUGGGCCCAUUAUGCCAAUGCAGCUGUGAAAAGGAAGCAGGCUUUAAAUGGAUUUGGAAUGAGAAUCUUACCCAUAUGCAUUAUUGCAUGUUGCUGAUAAAAUUAUAAGUAGGUUACUCUGGGGUUUGCAGAUGCAUAACUCCAUUGUUUUUUUCCCUUUACAGGGUUAACCGAAAAGUGGUCUUCCAUGAAGUUCUGGGGUCAUUUUAAUGGAUGUAUUUGUAGCUGUUGUAACAACUACCAUAUUGCAUCAGGCCAGGUGAAAAAAAAUAUGAUAUACUAAGAGACAUAUUUUCAAGGGUAUUUAUAUGCCUAAAGAUGCAGACAGGUGUCUAGUUGGAUUUAUUAAUGUACUUAAACAGGUUACUGGUCAGAUUUUUAAAGAUAUUUAGGUGCCUUGUGGGACUUUCAAAAGCAUCUGGGCACCUAACAUCCAUUCAAAUCAAUUGACAUUAGUUCUUGAGGUUCUUUUGUAAAAUCCCUCGAGAGGAAUAAGUGAAUCUUUAGACCUUUAAAAGCUUUUGAUAAUCUGGCCAAAAUAAACAUUGAAUACAGUUAAAAGGGGUGGAAUAACAAGGGAAUAGUUGCAGAUUUGGGGAAAGAUCUUUCUGGUUUGGUUAAUCUUUAUUCCUUCCUUUCUUUCCUUCCAGAGAAUACAUGGCAGACGUGGAAUGGAAAAAUGAAACAUCCAUCACCAAGUUCAUCCUUCUGGGAUUUGGGAACCUGAAUGAAGCUCAGAUUCUACUUUUUGUGCUGUUUCUGGUGAUCUACAUUUUGACCAUGGCUGGGAACCUCCUCAUAGUUGCGCUAGUUGUGGCUGAUCAGCAGCUUCACACCCCCAUGUACUUCUUCCUGGGGAACUUGUCUUUCCUGGAGACCUGCUACACCUCAGUCAUUUCCCCCGGGUUGCUGGCUGUGUUCCUGGUAGAGGAUAGGACAAUCUCCUUCGGGGACUGUAUCACACAGUUAUUUUUCUUUGGAGCUUUAGCUUCUAUAGAGUGCUUCCUUCUUGCAGUCAUGGCUUAUGACCGUUACUUAGCCAUAUGCAACCCACUCAGCUAUAAGGUUAUGAUGAACCUCAGGGUCUGCCUUCUUUUGGUAUCUACCUCCUGGAUAUCUGGUUUCUCAACCUCAGCUUUAGUAGUGGGGACGGUGCCCCAGCUAAAUUUCUGUGGCCCAAAAGAAAUUAAUAAUUUCUUCUGUGACAUGGAGGAGCUGUUCAAAUUAUCCUGCCCAAAAAGCCCUCUGGUAGAAAUGACCAUUCUGGUCUCCUGCUCCCUGAUAAGCCUGGUCCCUUUCAUCUUCAUAAUUGUGUCUUACGUUCUUAUCCUCUCGGCCAUCCUGCAAAUUGCCUCCUCCGCUGGGAGGCAGAAGGCCUUUUCCACCUGCGCCUCUCACCUGUUGGUGGUGAGUCUGUAUUACGGGACCAUCAUUAUCAUGUACAUGACACCAUCAGUGGAGGUGUCCCCAGGCUUCCAUAAAGCUCUGUCUCUCAUGUACACCGCCGUCACCCCAAUGUUCAACCCCAUCAUCUACAGUCUGAGGAAUAAAGAGGUGAAGGGGGCCUUUUGGAAAGUUGUGAUGCAGAAUUUAGGCAUGAUUUAGGUUGUGAUUUUCAGAUUGGCCUCAGGAAGUUUAGCUCCCAACUCCCAUUGGCAGAUCAGUGCCUAACUUCUUUAGACCACCUGGAAUAACCUAGCUCAGAUCUCAACAGAACUAUGACGAUUGCAUGCAGUCUUAACUGGAUUUAUUAAUGAUCUCUUUGUCUGGGCCUUUCUUCUUCCCCAGCAUCACUCAGGAUUUCACAACACUUGGCCUGAAAGAAUUCCUGUGAUGUUAGACGCAGAAAGUUUGAGAAGGGACUUUUAUCAUGGCCUUUAUUGUCUAGCUCUGCUUGAAGUUUCUUUGCAUGGCUGCAAGAUAAAAUGUGGACACAAAACUUUGGUGUCUUAGAUGUUUCUAAGAUCUUUGAUUUCCCUCGUGGUUUUUCCUCCAUGAUCACAAGAACAGCUCCUCCCUCCAGCUUUACCUGCACAGAUACUUGCCCAAAAAACCAGAACAUGCAGAAAAAGUGUGCAUGAUCAAGUAUUCAAGGUUGGAGGGAGAGUAGAGCAGCUGUGAAGACAUGUUUGAACUAAGUUCCUGUUGUCAAUCUGAAACAACAUGGCACUGCACAGCUGAGGCUUUAAUACUGGAAUUUAUCCUUGACAAAAUAUGAAGUCGGUCUGAGAUUUUCAAAGAAGCCUAUGGUAGAUAGGCACCCACAUCCAACUGUAAUUUGGGUGUUUAGUUCCCUACACUUACUUUGGGAAUCCCAGCCUUCCUGGUUGCCAGAUGCCAAGGCUGUUAUGGCUUUGGGAGUACUGGCCAUCACCUGAGCUCAAGAAAACCUGUUCUACCAAGUGUAAAAAAGAGCAAACUUCAGAACAUCUGAAACCAGGCAGAGUAGGACAGUGUUUUGUGCAGAAGGAUAAACAUACACAUUUGUGUGUGUACGCACAUCAAUUAAUGAAAACAUUCUGGCAUAGUCUAUAUAACCAUUGCAUUUAUGCA
Chelonoidis abingdonii (Abingdon island giant tortoise) is the source of this 2664-nucleotide messenger RNA. Its product is annotated as olfactory receptor 5AP2-like. Gene Ontology annotation, molecular function: G protein-coupled receptor activity; olfactory receptor activity. Gene Ontology annotation, cellular component: membrane. NCBI's taxonomy places the organism in Eukaryota, Metazoa, Chordata, Testudines, Testudinidae. Gene Ontology annotation, biological process: G protein-coupled receptor signaling pathway. The record is from RefSeq and is a predicted model, not a curated record.